AGCGUGUUUCUUUGAUCGCAUCACGUCAUUGAUACCUAAUCACACACAGAAGACCUUAAUUAAUUUCCUCAGUUGUUGAGACACGUGCAGCUACCAUGAACACCUAUCUCCUCCUUGCAAUGUUUGCCGCCGGUGUAGCAUCCGUGUACGCCAAUGGUGACGAUGUAAUCCCCGAAAAAGCCAAUGAAAAAAAGCUGGGAGAGCAGAAACAUAUACCUGACGCUGACUUCCUCAGUGACGACAUACACCCGGCAUAAUGUCCGAGGAUGGCGCUGACUUACUCAGAGACGAAAUACUCCCGAUCAUAAUGUCCGAGGAUGGCGCUGACUUCCACAGCGACGACAUACACCCGGGCAUAAUGUCCAAGGAUGGCGCUGACUUCCUCAGAGACGAAAUAAUCCCGGUCGUAAUGUCCAAGGAUGGCGCUGACUUCCUCAGAGACGACAUACACCCGGGCAUAAUGUCCAAGGAUGGCGCUGACUUCCUCAGAGACGAAAUAAUCCCGGUCGUAAUGUCCAAGGAUGGCGCUGACUUCCUCAGAGACGAAAUAAUCCCGGUCGUAAUGUCCAAGGAUGGCGCUGACUUACUCAGAGACGAAAUAAUCCCGGUCAUAAUGUCCAAGGAUGGCGCUGACUUCCACAGCGACGACAUACAACCCGGCAUAAUGUCCAAGGAUGACGCUGUCUUCCUGCCACCCAAGCGUAAUGUCCAAUGAUGACGCUGAAUUCCAGGCUUGACCAAAGAAGAACCAAUAGAACAUUGAAAUCCGUUUAUUUGUUCUGAAUGAAACAUGAAAUAAAAAUUUGACAGCUGAAA
Messenger RNA from Pecten maximus, 816 nucleotides. RefSeq lists its product as uncharacterized. The transcript is spliced from 2 exons. Lineage: Eukaryota; Metazoa; Mollusca; Bivalvia; Pectinida; Pectinidae. The record is from RefSeq and is a predicted model, not a curated record. The coding region runs from base 257 to 715 and encodes 152 amino acids.